Molecule: messenger RNA, 1032 nt
Organism: Vicia faba (fava bean)
Lineage: Eukaryota; Viridiplantae; Streptophyta; Magnoliopsida; Fabales; Fabaceae
Source: the annotation of a GenBank genome assembly
AUGGUAAUCAUGAACUACUACAAUUGUGUAACAUGUGCAGCAACACCAAUGUCACAAGAUUCACCGUUACCAGACCCGAGACAAACCAAGGUUAUCCUUCCCAAUAAAAAACCUAUGAAAUGGUCCACUGGUAUGGCUCCUGGUGAUUACGGUGGUCCUCCACCAACCACCAAGCUUCGUAAGUAUUGGGGUGGUGAGGAUCCCGACCCUUUGGCUUCUGAUGACUUUAUGUGGAACAAGGAUUUCGUCCCGCGUUUCAAGAGGAUGAUUCAGCAACCAAAAACUCCCAUUCAACCUUCUCCUUCAAAGGAAGUGCCUUCUGGGUUUCUUAGCUUAAACAGAGUCAUGAGCCUCGACAGUAUGGAAGUUGAUUUGAGCAAAGAACUCUCAGCUCCUGUAAAUCAUAUUGUACAGCAGCAAAUAGAGACACCAACUAUUGCAAAUGCAAGUGAAAGCAAGAGGGUAAAAUGGAGAUUGGCGCCAACACGCCGUGAGCAAGACAAAUGGAAUAGAGCUGCCAAAGCUGCAACCGACGGAAGCGAUGUGAUGUUUCGGGAGUUAAGGAAGUCUCGUGAAAAUCCCGAAGUAUUGGCUGCUCAAUACAGGGAGCAGUAUGAUAAGUUAAAAAAAAGGUUGCAAGUGCUUACAUUGGGUAUAGGCGGCAUUGGUCUGGUUUCAACUUAUGUUUCUUAUUCUCCUGAGAUCGCAGCUAGCUUUGGUGCUGGCUUUCUUGGUUCUUUGGCGUAUAUCCGCAUGCUGGGAAGUAGCGUGGAUUCACUUAGUUCAAACGGUUCAAGGGCCCUUAUCAAAGGAGCAGUUGGGCAACCAAGAUUAUUGGUUCCUGUUAUAUUGGUCAUGAUUUAUAAUCGAUGGAAUGCGAUUCUUGUUCCAGAAUAUGGUAUUAUGCACUUAGAAUUGAUACCAAUGCUAGUUGGUUUUUUCACAUACAAAAUAGCAACUUUUGCUCAAGCUAUAGAGGAGGUGAUUACCGUAGCUUCAAAGAAGGACCUAAAUAUAUCGUCCAAGGGCUAG